UUCGUCGUCAAAAUAUAUAUAUCGAUAUUUGUGAAAAUUGUAAAAGAACUGUAUGCAUCGAUGGCGGGGGUUUCUCUCAAGUGCGGUGACUGUGGUGCUCUGUUGAGGUCGGUUGAAGAAGCUCAAGAACACGCUGAGCUCACCUCACACUCCAACUUCUCCGAAUCCACUGAACCCGUUCUCAACCUCGUUUGCACCGUUUGCGCCAAACCUUGCCGAUCCAAAACCGAGAGUGAUUUGCACACGAAAAGAACCGGGCACACUGAAUUUGUUGAUAAGACUUCGGAGGCAGCAAAGCCAAUAAGUUUAGAGGUUCCAAAGGUUGAUGAUGCUACUUCAGAAGAGCCUCUCGGUGCAACCACUGACCAAAAUGAAGAAAUGGUUGUUCCAGAAGUUGACAAAAAGCUACUCGAGGAACUUGAAUCAAUGGGUUUUUCAACAGCACGAGCGACGCGGGCACUUCAUUUUUCUGGUAAUGCUGGCCUUGAGGCUGCUGUAAAUUGGAUAGUAGAGCAUGAGAAUGACCCUGAUAUAGAUCAGAUGCCCAUGGUACCCGCCAACACCAAAGUCGAGGCUCCUAAACCUUCUCUUACCCCAGAAGAACUGAAGGCCAAACAACAGGAACUAAGGGAGAAGGCUCGCAAGAAGAAAGAAGAGGAAGAGAAGAGAAUGGAGAGAGAAAGAGAAAAGGAGAGAAUUCGCAUUGGCAAGGAGUUGCUGGAAGCAAAGAGAAUUGAAGAAGAUAAUGAGCGAAAACGGUUGUUGGCUCUGAGAAAAGCAGAGAAAGAGGAAGAGAAAAGGGCUAGAGAGAAAAUCAAGCAAAAGUUGGAAGAAGACAAGGCAGAAAGAAGGCGAAAACUUGGAUUGCCUCCAGAGGAGCCUUCAGUAGCCAAACCUUCAACUGUUGUAGAGGAGAAAAAGAGUUUUCUGCCAGUUAGGCCUGCAACAAAAGCUGAGCAAAUGAGAGAGUGCUUGCGUUCUCUCAAGCAGAACCACAAGGAGGAUGAUGCCAAAGUAAAGAGAGCAUUCCAAACUCUUCUAACUUAUGUGGGAAAUGUUGUCAGAAAUCCUGAGGAGGAGAAAUUCAGGAAGAUUCGGCUUACUAACCAAUCUUUUCAGGAAAGAGUUGGUGCUUUGAAUGGGGGCAUUGAAUUCCUGGAAAUUUGCGGGUUUGAGAAGAUCGAUGGUGGUGAGUUUUUGUUUUUGCCAAGGGAUAAGGUUGAGAUUGCAGUCCUGAAUUCAGCUGGAUCUGAACUAGACUCUGCAAUAAAGAAUCCCUUUUUUGGAGUUCUUUAGUAGAGACAAUUGUUAAGAGGCUUGACAAUUUUAGUUUGAUGUUUCAAGGUCAAUUGCUACCAUUUGUUCAUUAGACCGACUUUGUUAUUUUACUCAGCUCGAAGUUAUUUAUCCAGAGAAUUAUGCUUGUGCUAUAUAAGUUUUAGAUUUAUAUAAAG
Messenger RNA from Gastrolobium bilobum, 1454 nucleotides. RefSeq lists its product as uncharacterized. The record is from RefSeq and is a predicted model, not a curated record. The transcript is spliced from 12 exons. Bases 61 to 1296 code for a protein of 411 amino acids. Lineage: Eukaryota; Viridiplantae; Streptophyta; Magnoliopsida; Fabales; Fabaceae. Gene Ontology annotation, molecular function: protein binding.